AUGAAUCGGAAGCUUUUCGGCGACAUUGUGAACAAGCUACCCAACACCACACAGUCAAGGCAGCCACCAGCUGCACCUGCUGGAGGACAGCCACCAGCUGCACCUGCAGGAGGACAGCCACCAGCUGCACCUGCAGGAGGGCAGCCACCAGCUGCACCUGCUGGAGGACAGCCACCAGCUGCACCUGCAGGAGGACAGCCACCAGCUGCACCUGCUGGAGGACAGCCACCAGCUGCAGGGGGACAGCCACCAGCUGCAGGGGGACAGCAAACUGGACAGGCAACUCCUGAAUCAAAUCACCGCAGCAUUCAAGAGCCACCCCAAAACCACUCUGAGACAGGAGUAGGACUUGAAGUUGAAGGAGAACCAGGCAAAGAGCCCACGAGAAGUGGACCUUCUUCGUUUGACAUUACUUGUGAAUCUGUGCAACCAAGCAGAGGACUGCGCUCUCUCUGCGAACUGACAUUUGUCGGAGCGUGGAGAGAGCGCCAUGAGAGCGCCGAGGUCGCCAUGUUUUUAGUAAAUUAA
Branchiostoma belcheri (Belcher's lancelet) is the source of this 528-nucleotide messenger RNA. RefSeq names its product circumsporozoite protein-like. Lineage: Eukaryota; Metazoa; Chordata; Leptocardii; Amphioxiformes; Branchiostomatidae. The transcript has 5 exons. The record is from RefSeq and is a predicted model, not a curated record. The coding region runs from base 1 to 528 and encodes 175 amino acids.